GGUACCACAUACGCAGACCCUUCGGCCGGAAUCUCCAGGGAUGACCAGCCCCUCCCCACGCAUCCAGAUCAUCUCCACCGACUCUGCGGUAGCCUCACCUCAGCGCAUUCAGAUUGUGACAGACCAGCAGACAGGACAGAAGAUCCAGAUAGUAACCGCAGUGGACGCCUCCGGGUCUUCCAAACAACAGUUCAUUCUGACCAGCCCAGAUGGAGCUGGAGCUGGGAAGGUGAUCCUGGCUUCUCCGGAGACGUCCAGUGCCAAGCAGCUCAUAUUCACCACCUCUGACAACCUUGUUCCCGGCAGGAUUCAGAUCGUCACAGAUUCUGCUUCUGUGGAGCGUUUGUUGGGGAAGACAGACGUCCAGCGGCCCCAGGUGGUGGAGUACUGUGUGGUGUGCGGCGACAAAGCCUCUGGCCGCCACUAUGGGGCUGUCAGUUGUGAAGGCUGCAAAGGUUUCUUUAAAAGGAGCGUGAGGAAAAAUUUGACCUACAGCUGCCGGAGCAACCAAGACUGCAUCAUCAACAAACACCACCGAAACCGCUGUCAAUUUUGCCGGCUGAAAAAGUGCUUAGAGAUGGGCAUGAAAAUGGAAUCUGUACAGAGUGAACGGAAACCCUUUGAUGUGCAACGAGAGAAACCAAGCAAUUGUGCUGCUUCAACUGAGAAGAUCUAUAUCCGGAAGGAUCUAAGAAGUCCUCUAAUAGCCACUCCCACGUUUGUGGCAGAGAAAGAUGGAGCAAGACAAACAGGUCUUCUUGAUCCAGGAAUGCUUGUGAACAUCCAGCAGCCUUUGAUACGUGAGGAUGGUACUGUUCUGCUGGCCGCGGACUCCAAGGCUGAAACGAGCCAAGGGGCUUUGGGUACACUGGCAAAUGUGGUAACCUCCCUUGCCAACCUAAGUGAAUCUUUGAAUAAUGGUGACACUUCAGAAAUCCAGCCAGAAGACCAGUCUGCAAGUGAGAUUACUCGGGCAUUUGAUACGUUAGCUAAAGCACUUAAUACCACAGACAGCUCCUCCCCACCAAGCCUGGCAGACGGCAUUGAUGCCAGUGGAGGAGGGAGCAUCCACGUCAUCAGCAGAGACCAGUCCACCCCCAUCAUUGAAGUGGAGGGCCCCCUCCUCUCAGAUACGCACGUCACAUUUAAGCUGACUAUGCCCAGCCCGAUGCCGGAGUACCUCAAUGUGCACUACAUCUGUGAGUCUGCAUCCCGCCUGCUCUUCCUCUCCAUGCACUGGGCGCGGUCCAUCCCGGCCUUUCAGGCCCUCGGGCAGGACUGCAACACCAGCCUGGUGCGGGCCUGCUGGAACGAGCUCUUCACCCUCGGCCUGGCCCAGUGCGCCCAGGUCAUGAGUCUCUCCACCAUCCUGGCCGCCAUCGUCAACCACCUGCAGAACAGCAUCCAGGAAGAUAAACUUUCUGGGGAUCGGAUCAAGCAAGUCAUGGAGCACAUCUGGAAGCUGCAGGAAUUCUGCAACAGCAUGGCAAAGCUGGAUAUAGACGGCUACGAGUACGCAUACCUUAAAGCUAUAGUUCUCUUUAGCCCCGACCAUCCAGGUUUGACAGGCACAAGCCAGAUUGAAAAGUUCCAGGAGAAGGCACAGAUGGAGCUGCAGGACUACGUGCAGAAGACCUACUCAGAAGACACCUACCGCUUGGCCCGGAUUCUCGUCCGCCUACCAGCACUCAGGCUCAUGAGCUCCAACAUAACAGAAGAGCUUUUCUUUACCGGUCUCAUUGGCAACGUUUCAAUAGACAGCAUAAUCCCAUACAUCCUCAAGAUGGAGACGGCAGAGUAUAACGGCCAGAUCACCGGAGCCAGCCUAUAGUGCCCACCGCACCUGCUGCCCAGGCAAGAGCCCUGCCAGGACCGUGCAGACACAGGGGAGUAAAGUAGGCCUAUCUUGGUUUGGAUAACAUCCGGAGGUGAUAGACUUCACAGAGAAAAGAGCUUUUCCUUAGAGAAGUACCGUCAGUGUCAAUGUGGCGCCUGAGCAGGCAUGGACCCGAAAUGCUGCUCCACCUACAACUAAGUGCUGGAAUAUUUUUCUACACUCUCCGUUUUCCCAAUUACCUUGUAAAUCAGUGUUCAACUAGUUUUAUAACCGAAGAGCUGUACAUUUUUCAUAGCAUCAACUGUAGUUUUUACCUGUAGUCUGGAUUUCUGUCUGUAUUAACAGCCCUUUAAAAAAAUGUCUAUUAAAGGAAAAUCCGGGUGUGAGAUUUUUCUGCCCUUCAUAAUAUAGAACUAUCAUUUAUGCCAUUAUCUCUUUUAAUUCCAGGUUCAAAACCUGCUGAAAGCUGUAGCUUUACACAGCUUUCCGCCCCAUGUGAAAUCAGCUUUGUUACGUGAUGGCAUUUAAAAACUAGCAUGUUCUUUUUAAACUGAGUUUUAUAUCUAAUCAGUGUCUUCAGUCUUGAAGAGAAAUUUGCAUUGUUGUGUUUGUAUAUAGAGUACUGCAGUGCAUGAUUAUUAGCUUUAUGCAUUUUAUUAAAUGCUGUUUUGUUGUGGCAUUACUGUUGUGGCUUACUACUACCUACAUGAGGUUUGUACUAUUAAAAGUGUAUUAAAGACUAAUGCGUGACCCAGUAUCUUUCCUCAUGACAGUCCACCAUGCCGCCAUGCGCCCUCCAGCGGGUUCUCCACCAAGGUGAUUUCUGUGCAUUGGACUUGUCAGUGACCAUCUCCACGUCCAUCCACAGGGAGCAAGUUAAUGUGAAGGGUGCCACACAGACCUUUCUAGAGCAGAGCAGU
Molecule: messenger RNA, 2757 nt
Organism: Dipodomys ordii (Ord's kangaroo rat)
Lineage: Eukaryota; Metazoa; Chordata; Mammalia; Rodentia; Heteromyidae
Gene: Nr2c2
Product: nuclear receptor subfamily 2, group C, member 2
Exons: 14
Coding region: 41-1831 (596 amino acids)
Biological process (GO): positive regulation of transcription by RNA polymerase II; positive regulation of embryonic development; cell differentiation
Molecular function (GO): RNA polymerase II cis-regulatory region sequence-specific DNA binding; zinc ion binding; nuclear receptor activity
Source: RefSeq, a predicted model, not a curated record